AAAAAAUCUUCGCAUAUCUGGUACUGGGGCUUGAAUGAUUGGGGGUCUGAUAUUGGAUGUCUGACUUCAAGAAGAGCAGCUCUGGCAGCUCAGUGAGUUGAGUUAUAUUGUGGUUGAUUCCAGCAGUCAGAGAUAUAUCAGGAGUGCCCGGCUGCGUGAUUGCUCGUUGGAAAUCGUGAGCAGAAAGAGGAAUAUGAACUAAGAGCCGCAUUCUAAACCCGAGAACGAGUACCGUAUACGCUGUUAUUAUCCUUUAGAAAAACGCAGGCGAUUUUCACUCAGGACAUCCCCGUUUAUUUAGAGAAUCAACUGUUUUCACAGUCAAGCUUCAAAGGAGUAUCAUCAUGAUGACUGCACGUGAAAAAACCAAGAAGAAACCUCCUAAAGACAGCCUGACACUGCUACCCUGCUUCUAUUUUGUAGAGCUGCCCAUAGUGGCUUCCUCCAUGGUUUCACUUUACUUCCUGGAGCUCACAGAUGUGCUCCAGCCAGCGCAGGUGGGAUUCCGCUGCCAUGACCGCUCUCUCAGCAUGCCCUAUGUGGACAGUGGAGAUGAGCUCAUUCCUCUGCUCAUGCUCCUGAGUCUGGCGUUUGCUGGCCCUGCCGCCUCUAUCAUGAUAGGUGAGGGUCUGCUGUAUUGUAUGCAGUCCAAACUUAAGGUCCGCUCAGGGAUUGAGGGGAGCAUCAAUGCUGGUGGCUGUAACUUCAACUCUUUCCUGCGGAGAACUGUUCGUUUUGUUGGUGUUCACGUUUUUGGUCUUUGUGCGACAGCACUGGUCACUGAUGUCAUCCAACUAGCCACUGGCUAUCACACACCAUUCUUUCUUACAGUGUGCCAACCCAAUUAUACUGUCCCAGGUGUGUCCUGUGACAAGAACCCUUACAUCACCAAAGACAUAUGCUCUGGCCAGGAUCAGCAUGCCAUUCUCUCUGCCAGGAAAACCUUCCCCUCCCAGCAUGCAACCCUCUCUUCCUUUGCUGCUGUUUAUAUUUCAAUGUACUUCAACUCAACAAUCUCAGAUAGCACCAAGCUGCUUAAACCCAUUCUGGUCUUUGCCUUUGCCAUUGCGGCUGCUUUGACUGGACUCACUCAGAUCACCCAGUACCGAAGUCACCCCAUUGAUGUUUAUGUCGGGUUCUUUAUUGGUGCCGGGAUUGCUGCAUACCUGGCUUUCCAUGCUGUUGCCAACUUUAAAUCUCCAGAGGACACUGCUGUCCUGCAACCCCAUCCUCUGCAGAAGGAUGCACUGAGGGCUCUGGCUCAGCGAGGUCACGACUCUGUCUAUAACAAAGGUCAUGCUUCCGAGAGCAAUGAGGAAAUUACAUCUCCAGCAUCUCUUGAUGGUCUGAACCAGCCUGUACACCAAGAGAAAGCCUCCCUGGGCAGCUUGAAGAGGGCCAGUGCAGAUGUGCAGCUGCUUGCUCCACGGAGCCCUAUGGGUAAGGAAACCAUGGUUACUUUCAGCAACACAUUGCCCCGUGCUACAGCUCCAGAGGAACCAACAAGGCGUCUGGUGACAGUACCUGUACCACUGGACCCUAUGAGGUCACAGCAGUUGGUGUCUGAAUGGAAGCAAAGGUCAAUGGAGAUGCGAGGUGGAAGCUUGCCAGAUGAAGACACCAGCGAGCAGGGCUCAGACGGUGGCGAUGACACCACCACUGAAGAAGACAGCAUCCAUUCCUCAAUCUAUCCAUCUGUACCACAGCCUACCAAACCAGCUAACCCACCAGCCGGAGCAAGAGUAGUGAUGCCCCCUCGUCCCCCAGUGCAGCCCUCUGUACCCCCGCCUGUAUCCCCUAAAAGUGCAAGCACUCGGGCCAAAUGGCUGUCCAUCACUGAGAAAAGUGUUGCCAACAUUCCAGCCCUCAAGGGAGGACAUCAGCCUCGGCUCAUGCAAGUCAUCGCCAUGUCGAAGCAACAGGGACUCCUGUCUGGAUCGGCCAAAUCCUCCGAGACAUCGUCCUCUUCCGGUACGUCAUCCAUCACAGGUGAGUCAUCUCCCAAUCACACACCCUCAGAGCGUGACAGCAGUUCGAGCAUUGUCACCAUAGAUGCCCAUGCCCCCCACCACCCUGUGGUUCAUAUGACCUCUAACCCCACUAACCCCUGGGAGUGGAGAGGAUCUUCUGAUGGAAAUAUGACUGAGUCAUAUGAGCUCAAGAGUGUCAAUCAUGAGGGUUCCCGUGUUUACCAUCACAUCAGGAGCAGCUCUCCUUGUUCUUUUACCAGUGAGGCUGACCAUGCACCACCCCAGACCCCUCAUCACCCACAGCCACCAAUUCCCCCUCAACUCCCUCCCAUGGGUCAAACCGCAGAAGGUCGUAGUCUGCGCCACAAGACCCCCCUAGUUCUGCUGGACAGGGAUAGCAGUCAGAACCACUCUGAACAGGACAACUACUACAAAAAGCUUCUAAGUGGCAGGCAUUUCAAAGACUGACAAUGCUUUUAGAACUGUAGUUAUAAGCACAACUACAGAGGAUGGGGUGGGCAUCACCAUGCAA
Molecule: messenger RNA, 2502 nt
Organism: Xyrauchen texanus (razorback sucker)
Lineage: Eukaryota; Metazoa; Chordata; Actinopteri; Cypriniformes; Catostomidae
Product: phospholipid phosphatase-related protein type 3-like
Exons: 8
Coding region: 345-2438 (697 amino acids)
Biological process (GO): signal transduction; phospholipid dephosphorylation; phospholipid metabolic process
Molecular function (GO): phosphatidate phosphatase activity
Source: RefSeq, a predicted model, not a curated record